Cryptosporidium ubiquitum is the source of this 1152-nucleotide messenger RNA. RefSeq lists its product as uncharacterized. The coding region runs from base 1 to 1152 and encodes 383 amino acids. NCBI's taxonomy places the organism in Eukaryota, Apicomplexa, Conoidasida, Eucoccidiorida, Cryptosporidiidae. The transcript has a single exon. The record is from RefSeq and is a predicted model, not a curated record.
AUGUUGUCGAGGUUUUUGAAAUUAGCGAUUAUUGCAAUUUUUACCAGUCACUUCCCUCGAAACAGUUGCUUUGACUUAAAUUCCUGUCAAAAUAAUGCUCAAAGAGUAGUUCCUGUUGAAGAAAAUGAAUCUAGAGCAUUUUUAUUAAGGGAAAGAGUUGGAAAUCCAAAUCCAGUCUUACCAAACCAUUUCCCAAACGAAAUUUUUUACUCUACAACGGACUAUGUACUUAAAAUUGGCGUUAAGUUGGCAUUUUAUGGAGAUUACAUUAGCUCUGAUUUUAAUUACAUUAGUGUCAAGGAAAAAUACGGGCCAAGGUUAAUAAAUAUAUGUGGUCACUUUGUUCACAAGAACGUGACUCCAAAGUAUACGAUUUUAGUUUCACUUGGUGGGUUGAGCUCUCAUAUGUGUUCACAAGAGUCUGUUAAAUUUUUUAGAAAAUUUGUCAACUAUGUUUCAAGCAUAUAUGGUCUGGAAAUGGUAAAUGAGUCUCAGUUUAUUUUCCUAAAUUGGUUUAAUCUUGUUUAUAAUGAUUCCAGCACCCUUGUAUUCACCAAUAAAAUGAUUAAAUAUUUUUUUAGAAAUCCUAACAAAAAAGACGUUAUUGUUCCGGCAGUAAGUUCAGCCGCUUUUAUAAACAAAUUGCUCCGUAUAGGUGUGAUUCCAUCGUUAUCUAAUACUGGAGCAUAUGGAUUAUGUAUAGGAGCGUUGAACAUUGCAAUUGCAUCAUUACUAAUUAAGGAAGAUAUAAAGGUUGUUGUUCUUAACGCACCAUCAUUUUUUAAAAAAGAUUAUCUUGAAGGUGUAGUAAGUAAUACAUUAAAGAGAAUUUUAACAACAAAGUACUUUCUACUUUGUGGAAAACGUGAUCGAUUAUUUCAUUACAAAAGACAUGGUAAGGGAUUGUCCAAGUUUCUACUCAACUACUCAGACUAUGUUAGAUAUAUAAAACUUGAUGCAGAUCAUGAGGAACUCAUUAAUAACUAUAUUUAUACAGGUAUUCGAAUAAUCGCUACUGCUUUACUGAACAAAGAAUAUACAAUUUCAUAUAUUACUACUAAAGAGUAUAGUAAAAUUCCCAAGUCAUUUUCUGAAACUCAAUGGUUUAGAUAUGUUAUGUAUUCUCCCAAAAAAGAUGAGCGUUUAAUGUAA